AUGUCCCACCUCGAAUACAGCGUAUACCCCGGUACGGGCGAGGAGCACGCGCGCAGAUUCAACUAUUCGUCGGCUGUACGCAUCGGCGACCGCGUCGAACUCUCUGGCAUGGGCGGCUGGAACCCCGAAACAGGCGAGAUCUACAGGGAAAUCAACAAGCAGAUUGACCAGGCGUUCGAGGUCGUCCAGCUUGCGCUGACCACCGCGGGCAGCAAGGGGUGGGAGCAGGUCUACCGCAUCAAUUCGUACCACGUCCCACUCAACAACGAAGCCCUGGAAGCCAUGGUACGCAACAUGCGCAAGUGGAUGCCAAACCACAAGCCGCUGUGGACCUGUGUUGGCGUCUCCAGGCUCGGCCAGGACGACAUGCGUGUCGAGAUCGAGGUCGUUGCUCACGACCCAAAGUAA
Messenger RNA from Cutaneotrichosporon cavernicola, 408 nucleotides. RefSeq lists its product as uncharacterized. Gene Ontology annotation, molecular function: deaminase activity. Bases 1 to 408 code for a protein of 135 amino acids. The transcript is spliced from 2 exons. Gene Ontology annotation, cellular component: mitochondrion; cytosol. Lineage: Eukaryota; Fungi; Basidiomycota; Tremellomycetes; Trichosporonales; Trichosporonaceae. The record is from RefSeq and is a predicted model, not a curated record.